AUGGCUAAUGUUCCUAUAGUUUCAGAACAUCUCAUGACUUUUGAUCCUCAUACGUUUACUAUCUCUAAUUCUGGUCCUGGAAUUGAUACUCAUGAAGUUUCUCCUAAUCAUAUGCCUACUUGGUUCAUUCAAAAUCAGAAUCCUCCUGGCAUUCACUUGGAGGUAGUGCUACACAUUCUUCCUUUAAUGUUCCAUCAGAAAAUGUCCAUUCCAUGCACUAGAUCCAAGUCCAAGGCAUAUGCUCUUCUAGCAACUCAUGGUAUAUUAGCAGAACCAAAAUCUGUCACUAAAGCACUGAAUACUCCAAAAUGGAAGGAGGCUAUGAAUGUUGAAUAUCAAGCACUCUUAAAUAAUAAAACAUGGGAACUAGUUCCAUAUGAAAAGGGUAUGAAUGUAGUUGGAAGUAAGUGGGUGUUUAAAACCAAAUUACACUUUGAUGGAUCACUUCAGAAGUACAAGGCCAGGUUGGUAGCCAAAGGAUUCCAACAAACUCCUGGCCUUGAUAAUUUUGAUACUUUUUUCAGAUAG
Molecule: messenger RNA, 528 nt
Organism: Pistacia vera
Lineage: Eukaryota; Viridiplantae; Streptophyta; Magnoliopsida; Sapindales; Anacardiaceae
Exons: 1
Coding region: 1-528 (175 amino acids)
Source: RefSeq, a predicted model, not a curated record